Thyridium curvatum is the source of this 1743-nucleotide messenger RNA. RefSeq lists its product as uncharacterized. The record is from RefSeq and is a predicted model, not a curated record. Lineage: Eukaryota; Fungi; Ascomycota; Sordariomycetes; Thyridiales; Thyridiaceae. Gene Ontology annotation, biological process: cytoplasmic translational initiation. The coding region runs from base 1 to 1743 and encodes 580 amino acids. Gene Ontology annotation, molecular function: translation initiation factor activity. The transcript has 3 exons. Gene Ontology annotation, cellular component: eukaryotic translation initiation factor 3 complex; cytoplasm.
AUGGCUUCGAGGAUGGAGGAGAACACUGGUGCAGAGAAAGUGGUGGCAGGCCAGGGCCAGAAACAAGACGACGGUUUUGAAGUCUCUGCUCCAGCCGGAUCCGCCCACACCCGCGCCCUCAACACCACCGCUACCACCACCUCCGACGACCCUUUCGUGGUUGACGACGAGCAACAGUCCUCGAGCCAUCUCUCUACUCCCCCGACCCCGGCCGAAGAGACCCGCGCCGCUGCCCAGAACGAGGACGUUGACCAGAUCCAACCUCGUCACCACCGUGUCACCCGGACCCUCGAGCCUCCGACUUUCGCUCUCCGAGCUUCUGACAUCCAGUCCGCCGCUUUUCACUCUCCCGGACAAACCACCCAGUCUGACUCGGAAGAGUCUGGCUUUCUCUUCACCCCCGACUCCCACGACCCUUUCUACUACCCGACCGACAUCGACGCCGUCAUCCGUGCCCUCGAGGAUCUUGCCGAGCACCCUCCGUGGCCACGCAACUACAACAUGUCGCCCACUACCCCCCGGCCCCAGCUGGUCUUCGUCGACGGCACCCCUGCCGAGCUCGCCCAGGAGCUGGCCGACUACCUCCAGAUCGGCGACGAGGUCUCUCCGCUGCUCGCCAAGGACCAACAUGAGGAGGCCCUCGCCAAGAUCGUUCGCGCCUCGAGCAACCUGAACUCGGCCCCCGAGAAGGACUUCACCGGCGCCUACAACCUUCUCAUCCACCUCGUCCUCGAGUCCAAGGAGCCUAAGAAGCACCUGCCAACCAUCUGCCAGAACCUGCUCAAGCCCAUCACCUCUUCUCCCGUCAACGGCCCCGGCCUGGCCCUCAACGCCCUCCAGGCCAUCUUCAACCUUCUCGAGCCCACCAACACCCUGCGCUACAAUGUCUUCAUGCAGAUCCUCAAGUUUGUCAAGGGCCACGGCAUGUUCGACACCCUCAAGCCCGCCCUCGCCAACCUGCCCCGAUGGUUCCAGAGCUGGGAUAUGGACGAAGAGGACCAGCGCAAGAUGUACGUCGAGAUUGCCGAUGUCGCGGCCGACGCUGGAGAGGAAGGCGAAUCAUACCAGUACAUCCUGAAGGCGCUGAGGACGAUCGACGCCAAGGACUCGGAGGAGGUCACUUCGGAGGAGGCCCAGCAGCUCUCCCUCCGCGCUCUGCGCAUGGCUCUCCUCUCCCCCACCCAGUACGACUUCCAGGACCUCCGCGUCCUGGCCAGCAUCCAGGCGCUGAGCGACUCCCAUCCCGUCUACUCUCAGCUCCUCGACAUCUUUGCCGAGCAGGACCUUGAGGACUACAACGACUUCACCGAGGAGCACGAGGGUUUCGUCGAGAAGGAGAAGCUCGACCACGAGAAGCUGCAGCGCAAGAUGCGCCUGCUCACCUUUGCCUCCCUGGCCGCCAGCACCCCGAGCCGCGAGAUCGAGUACGCCAAGAUUGCCAAGGCGCUGCAGAUUCCCACCGAGGAGAUCGAGAUGUGGGCCAUCGAUGUCAUCCGUGCCGGCCUCGUCGAGGGCAAGCUGUCCCAGCAGAAGAAGGUGUUCCUCGUCCACCGCACCACCUAUCGGGUAUUCGGCGAGAAGCAGUGGCGCGAGCUGGGCACGCGCAUCGACACGUGGAGGCACAGCCUGCGCAACGUCCUCACCGUCGUCCGGAAACAGCAGGCCGAAAUGGUGACCCAGGCCCAGCGGGAGCAGCGCGAGGCUCAGCGCGACCAUAACAGGGAGCAGCAGAGGGCGCAGUAA